AUGGCCACAAUCGCAGAUGACGACGACAGGCUACUGGUACGCAUUGGAUACACUCCAGUGCUACAAAGACAUUUCUCAAGAUGGUCUACUGUUUCAUAUGCCAUCUCAAUUCUAGGUGUAUUGGGCUCGGUACCUGCAACCUUCGGUGCCCCGAUGAGUUCAGGCGGACCAGCGACAGCAGUAUGGGCCUGGUUCAUUGGCAGUGUCAUGGCAUACUGCAUAGCCAGUUCAGUUGCCGAAUUGAUAUCCGCAUACCCAACCGCUGGAGGAAUGUACUAUGUCACAAAACAUGUUGUACCACCUGAGCACGUCGCAGCCUGGGCGUGGAUCAUUGGGUGGUGCAACUUCCUUGGUCAAGCAGCUGGCGUGGCAAGUCUGGCAUACACAAUCUCUCAGAUGAUACUGGCGACCGCCGUCAUGCAUACCCUAGACAAUGGGGAAGCUGCCUUUGAGCCGCAAGCAUAUCAGACUGUCCUUCUCGCCAUCUUCGUAUUGUGCAUGUUUGGCACAAUCUGCUCGUUCCCCACGAACUGGCUACAUCGCAUCAUUUUAUGGUUUGCACCUAUCAACAUCAUUGCAUCAAUCUGCAUCUGCAUCGCUCUUCUCAUCCUCACACCGAACAAACAAAGCCCGCAAUGGGUGUUUACGACAGUAAUGGACGGCUCGGGUUGGGGAAGCAAAGGAUUUUCCUUCCUUCUCGGUUUCCUCUCUGUUGCAUGGACAAUGACAGACUACGACGGCACAACACACAUGUCGGAAGAGACGCACGAUGCCGCUAUUCGUGGCCCUGUAGCGAUCCGAGCGGCGAUCCUCGUGUCCGGUGUCGUAGGAUGGAUGCUAACAGUCACCUUUUGCUUCUGCAUGUCAGACUACGACGAGAUUAUGGCGACACCGACUGGUCUUCCCGUCGCCCAGAUCUUCUUUAAUGCCGGUGGCAGAACAGGUGGAACCAUCAUGUGGUUCUUCGUCAUGUUGGUCCAAUUCUUCACCGGCUGUUCUGCCAUGUUGGCCAACGCGAGAAUGGCUUGGGCCUUUUCCCGCGAUGCAGCCUUCCCAUUCUCGGGUUUCUGGAGUAAGGUCAAUUCGUACACAGGCACCCCGGUCAAUGCAGUAUGGCUGGUUGUCAUCUUCUGCAGCUGUCUUGACUUAAUCGGAAUCGGAAGCACCCUCACCAUCACGGCUAUUUUCAACAUCACAGCACCUGCUCUGGACAUCAGUUACAUCGCAGUCAUCAUCGCACACCGAUGGUAUGAAAACACCGUCAUCUUCCAUCCUGGACCAUACACAAUGGGUAGAUGGAGCAAGCCGGUCAACGCGAUCGCAGUGACAUGGGUCAUCUUCAUUAGUGUUGUGCUGUUCUUCCCAACUGUGAAGCCAGUCAGAGCCGACAACAUGAAUUACGCUAUCUGCGUGGCAGCCUUCAUUGGCUUGUUCAGCACGGUCUGGUGGUACGCCGGUGCAAGGAAGAAGUACACUGGCCCACGCACAAGCGAUACCAUCGACAUGCUUCCACCAGAGGACCCAGAGGACAUUCUCAGCGACUACGACACCGUUUAG
This is a messenger RNA of Alternaria postmessia, 1557 nucleotides long. RefSeq lists its product as uncharacterized. The transcript is spliced from 8 exons. Gene Ontology annotation, cellular component: membrane. Gene Ontology annotation, molecular function: transmembrane transporter activity. Gene Ontology annotation, biological process: transmembrane transport; amino acid transport. Lineage: Eukaryota; Fungi; Ascomycota; Dothideomycetes; Pleosporales; Pleosporaceae. Bases 1 to 1557 code for a protein of 518 amino acids. The record is from RefSeq and is a predicted model, not a curated record.